Molecule: messenger RNA, 2767 nt
Organism: Armigeres subalbatus
Lineage: Eukaryota; Metazoa; Arthropoda; Insecta; Diptera; Culicidae
Exons: 2
Coding region: 1-2499 (832 amino acids)
Molecular function (GO): protein binding
Source: RefSeq, a predicted model, not a curated record
AUGAAUUUGAAUGGUGAAAUCGCCUUAACUACUCAGGAAGUUUGCCGCCUAUUUGCCGAAAAAUUCGCGAGCGUUUUCAGUGACGAAAGGAUGAGUGACGACAGCCAAGUCUCUAUCGCAGCAGGGAACGUUCCCCUAAAAAACCAGUCUUUGGGUGCCUUCAACAUCGAUUAUGACAUGAUCCUGAGAGCCGCAAAUCAGUUAAAAUCGUCAAAUAAUCCCGGACCCGACGGCGUACCGGCCGUCUUCAUCAAAAGGCAUAUCGAGAGUUGGCUUGUUCCACUUCUCUUCUUGUUCAGAUCUUCGAUCAUCAAUGGUAUUUUCCCCUCCUGCUGGAAGUUUGCACUAAUGUUCACAGUCCACAAAAAGGGAGACAAACGCGAUGUGAACAACUAUCGAUGGAUUACAUUGUUUUUCCUCUUACUCAUCCUGGCAGCCAGUUCCGACGGCAUCACAAUAGAAUGUAGGGGCAGCAACUAUUAUAAUGACAACAAUUGUACUUUCAACGGAGUUUAUGUAACUGAUUUGUCGACAGAAAUCUAUUUUCAGUCCAGCUACUACACUCGCUACAACUUCCACUUCACCAACUCUGUGCUGAAGGAAGUUCCGAAAAGGAUAUUCGAAACAUUCUCCACUGUUCAGACGUUGUAUUUGUCCGAUUGCAGCAUAGAAACACUAAGCCGCUACACGUUUGAACGGGCGAGCUCCAUGGUGUGGCUGAACAUGUCUGCAAAUAUGCUUUCUGAACUAAAUAAUUUAGUAUUCAGUGGUGCAAAGCAAUUAAGCUUACUGGAUCUGAGUGGAAACAAUAUAUCAAACAUUGAAGAAAAGGCAUUUUAUAAUUUGGGACAGCUAACAACACUGUUACUUAAUGGAAACAAACUAAAAUCGUUUGCAGACUCUGUUUUUUCUCACUUACCAGCACUGAUGAAGUUAUAUGUGGCAAGGAAUGAAUUAGAAAACCUGCAAAGUGGACUGUUCCAGUUUAAUCCGUCGUUGAUUGUUUUAUUUCUGCAGAGUAAUAAUUUGGUAUCCUUAGAUAAAAACUUGUUCAACGGAAUCAGUAAUAUGGAGUAUUUAUGGCUAAGAAGUAAUAGUCUAACAAGCUUCGAGUUUGAUGACUUGAAAGUGAAAAGAAUUAAUAUUGCCAACAAUCAAUUGAAGAAAUUGAAGCUGAACUCGGCAACAGAAUAUUUAAUUGCAUAUAACAACUCUAUUUCGGAAGUCACGGCAGAUAACUUUGCAGAACUUAACCUGAAUAGUCUGGAUCUGUCUUGGAAUAAUCUUACUUCUAUGAAUGGAAUAGACCAAAUUAGCAGCUUGACAAUUCUUGAUUUAUCGCACAACAAAAUCGGUGCACUGAAUCUUACAAGCUUCGCCGAUCUGAAAAAUCUCGUUGAUCUGAAUCUGGAGGACACUGCAAUCAAUAAUCUACAACAUGGCACAUUUUCUCAACUCAUAGUUCUAAAGCGCUUGGAUAUUUCCUACAACAAGCUGAGCCGCAUUGAUUUCGACAUUUUCACAUCAUCAAGAGAAAUGGAGGACAUAUUCAUCGAUGGGAAUAGACUUAAAGACGUAAAUUUUCUAGAAAUCAACACAAUAUUUCCUAAUCUGAAAACAAUCAGCAUCGCAGACAAUAAUUGGAACUGCACUUUCCUGACGCGAAUGAUACGAGGUUUAAACACUCUUAACAUCACGGUUGGUGGAUCUAAAAGUGAAAAACUGGUUUCUGACAAAACUAACGUGAAGGGAAUCUACUGCAGUGAUAGCACGAACCCACUCGCAGAAUGGAACGUGACUGUCAAACAUUUGGACAAAUAUCUGAACGAAUCUGUUCCGAUUCCAGAUUCCUCGGAGAUUAGGCAAAUCAUGCAAAAUGCAAUUGAUGACAUCAGUAAGUUCAGUGACCAGCGAGAGGCUAUUGCAAACAAAUCCAAUCAUAUUGAAGCGGAGAUUUUUGACCUGACGAAAAAACUUAUGUCAUUUGAAAACGAUAUUUAUCAGGUUAAAAAAUCGAUUCUGGAUGUGAAGAUAGCCCAACUGACAAAUGCAACCAACGUAACUUCCCAAGUUUCCAACGAUCUGAGGAAAAUGAUGCAGGAGUUGAAUGAUCUAACACUUUCAAAGUUAAAGCAAACCAAAGAAGAGCUAGAAUUUAAGCUCUAUCAGCAGUCGUUUAAAAACGACAAACUGGAGGAGAAAAUCUCCGAUACGACGGGAAAACUUCAAACGCUUUCCAAACAAAUCGAUCAAAACCGGGCCUCUACGUUUUUAAGCCACAACACCAUGGAACUGAGAGCACCGUCAACGUCCGGAGACACGGCCUCAUCCGGAACCGGGUCCGUGCAGAUAAUGAUGGUUAUGGCGCUGAUUCUGCUGAUUGCUCUGCUGACAAUGGCGGUGCUGGCAGCUUAUCGAAAUCGUUUGCCGUUCAGUAGGAAGCGCGGCGAACGCUAUGGAACGUCGAACACGCUGGCCACUAUAGUGGACGAUAUUUAAAUAGGCGGCACUUAGAGAUAAGAACCGAAUAUUUCUUCCCGUAAGAGGAACGAUAAUUUGAAUCAUAAGAAAUAAUAUUCGAAAUACUUGAGCUCCACUAAAAUAUAGUGUGAUAUAAAUGUGUAUGAAGUUGCGAACUGAGUUUUGUUUGUAUUCAUGAUCUUCUUACAUCUAGAGAAUAAAUAUUUUUUGAAGUUAUUUCUCAUUAACAAGCAAAGCAACUAACACAGAAAAUCACAAAAUAAACGAAAAACCCUUCAAAAUGUAA